Molecule: messenger RNA, 1567 nt
Organism: Hydra vulgaris (swiftwater hydra)
Lineage: Eukaryota; Metazoa; Cnidaria; Hydrozoa; Anthoathecata; Hydridae
Product: flavohemoprotein
Biological process (GO): cellular response to nitrosative stress; nitric oxide catabolic process
Cellular component (GO): intracellular anatomical structure
Molecular function (GO): heme binding; FAD binding; oxygen binding
Source: RefSeq, a predicted model, not a curated record
CGUUUUGUUUAUAUAAAAAGCAAAGUUGCAUUUUUAUAAAAUUUUUUACAAUUAAUUCUAGUAACUAAAAACGCUACAUUGAAUAUCAAAAACUGAACGAUAAUGUCACAGCAUCUCAAUGAAUCUCCACGAUGUCUCAGCGAAUCUUCUAUAAGGUUGUUAAAAUCAACAUCAGCUAUCCUGUCGACUGAAGGCACCAAAGUGACUUCAAGGAUGUAUGAAAUUAUGCUCAGUAACUAUCCGAUUGUUAAAAACCUAUUUAAUACUUCUCAUGUUCGUAAGAACGGGAAUAGCAACACAGUCGCUCCUCAAGCCCAAGCAUUAGCAAACGCUGUAUUUCGGUUUGCCGCCAACGCAGACAAUCUUACUGCACUUCAAGACAUGUUAAAACUAAUAGCUCAUAAACAUGUCAGUUUUAACAUAUUACCUGAACAUUACCCAAUAGUUGGAAACUGUCUUCUUCGAGCUAUUAAAGAUGUUCUUCAAGAUGCAGUAACUGAUGAGGUAAUGGAAGCUUGGCGGGAAGGCUACGACUAUUUGGCAGAUUUGUUUAUUAAAAUGGAAAAUGAUAUAAAAGAACAAAAUAAAAUGAAAGGAGGAUGGGUUGGCUUUAAACCAUUGAUUGUGUCUGAAAAAAUAAAAGAAACAGAAGAUAUUACUUCAUUUAUUUUAAAAGCUCCAAAUGGAGAAGAUCUACCAGAUUUCAUUUCUGGGCAGUAUAUCUCCAUCAGAAUUCCUAAUGGAAAAAUUGAUACAGUUGAACAUGACGUUGUUCGUAACUAUAGCUUAUCAAGUAUGUGUUGCCGAAAGUUCUUUAAAAUAUCAAUAAAAAAAGAAAUUUCUUCUAAGUUGCUUUCACCUGACGGCAUUGCAUCAGUCUACUUUCAUAAUAAUGUCAAUGUUGGAGAUGAAGUUUUGGUCGGAAAUCCUUGCGGAACAUUUUUUUUAAAGAAAGAUUUACCUUCUCAUAUUUUAAUUUCUGCAGGAGUUGGAUUAACUCCAAUGAUCAGCAUGAUAGAAACUUUGCUUUCUACUAACGAUAAUUGCAAUCAAAUACUUUUUAUUCAUUGCGCAAAAAGCGAGGCUCAUUUUGCUAUGAAGCAACACGUUGAAGAACUAUGCAAAAAUACCAGGUUGACUUCUCAUGUAUUCUAUUCAAAAGAACAAGAAGUUAGGGAGCUUGAAUCAAAAAUAAUAACGCACAACAGCCAUUUGACCAAAGAAGUUUUAGAAUCCAUUGUAUCAAUGCCUUCAAAUCACAAUUAUUACAUAUGUGGUCCGCCGCGUUUCCUUCAUUUUGUUAAAGGUGCUUUAGAGGAAAUGAAUGUACCGGCAAAAAAAAUUAACUACGAAUAUUUUGGACCAAAACAAGAAUAUUUAUAAUAAAGCUCUUUUAAAAAAUACUUUUUAAUAAAAAAAAUAUUUUUUAAUAAUAUAAAUAUUUUUUAAUAAAAAAAAUACUUUUUAAUAAAAAGAAUUUAAUAUUAAAAUACUUAUUUAACUUUAAACACAAAUGUUAUGUUUUCUUCUGUGCUAUGUAUUUCUUUCUUUUUUUUUUUUCUUUCAC